This is a messenger RNA of Vicugna pacos (alpaca), 2013 nucleotides long. Lineage: Eukaryota; Metazoa; Chordata; Mammalia; Artiodactyla; Camelidae. The record is from RefSeq and is a predicted model, not a curated record.
GGGAUCUCCACCGACCUGUGGCGCAGCGAGAGCCAGAACCGCACCUACGUGACGCUGGCCGCCCACUUCCUCGGCGGCGGCGGCGGCGGCGCCCCCCACGGCCUGUCCGUGGGCUCCCGCUGCCUGAAGACCUUCGAGGUGCCCGAGGACAACGCGGCGGAGACCAUCACCCGCGUCCUGUACGAGACCUUCAUCGAGUGGGGCGUCAGCUCCAAGGUGUUCGGGGCCACCACGGACGGCGGGAAGGACGUGGCCAAGGCCUGCUCGCUGCUGGACAUCGCGGUGCAGAUGCCCUGCCUCGGGCACACGUUCGACGCCGGCAUCCAGCAGGCCUUCCAGCUGCCCAAGCUGGGCGCGCUGCUGGCGCGCUGCCGCCGGCUGGUGGAGUACUUCCAGCAGUCCACUGUGGCCAUGUACAUGCUCUACCAGAAGCAGACGCAGCAGCGCGCCGCGCCCUGCAUGCUGGUCAGCAACCGCGUGCCCGGCUGGGGCAGCACGCUGGCCAUGCUGCAGCGCCUCAAGGAGCAGCAGUUCGCCGUGGCCGGCGUCCUGCUGGAGGACAGCAACAACCACCACCUGAUGCUGGAGGCCGCCGAGUGGGCCACCAUCGAGGGGCUGGUGGACCUCCUGCAGCCGUUCCAGCAGGUGGCCGAGAUGCUCUCGGCCUCCAGGUACCCCAGUAUCAGCAUGGUGAAGCCCCUCCUGCACAUGCUGCUCAACACCACGCUGAACGUCAAGGAGACCGACUCCAAGGAGAUCAGCAUGGCCAAGGAGGUGAUCGCCAAGGAGCUGGCCAGGACCUACCAGGAGGCGCCCGAGAUCGACAUGUUCCUCAACGUGGCCACCUUCCUGGACCCGCGCUACAAGAGGCUGCCCUUCCUGUCCGCCUUCGAGCGCCAGCAGGUGGAGAACCGGGUGGUGGAGGAGGCCAAGGGGCUCCUGGAGAAGCUGAAGGAGGGCGCCUGCCGGCCCGCUGAGGACAAGGUGUACACCGUGCCCGACGAGCCGCCGGCCAAGAAGCGGGCGCUGUCGCCCACGCCGGCGCCCGCCAGCGUCAUUAACAACAUGUUGGCGGAGAUCUUCUGCCCGACGGGGGGCGUGGAGGACCAGGAGGAGUGGCACGCGCAGGUGGUGGAGGAGCUGAGCAACUUCAAGUCCCAGAAGGUGCUGGGCCUCGGCGAGGACCCGCUCAAGUGGUGGUCGGACCGCCUGGCCCUGUUCCCCGUGCUCCCCAAGGUGCUGCAGAGGUACUGGUGCGUGGCGGCCACGCGCGUCUGCCCCGAGCGCCUCUUCGGCUCGGCGGCCAACGUGGUCCUCGCCAAGCGCAACCGCCUGGCCCCCGCGCACGUGGACGAGCAGGUCUUCCUGUACGAGAACGCGCGCGCCGGCGCCGGCGCCGAGCUGGAGGACGAGGACGAGGGCGAGUGGGGCCUGGACCACGAGCAGGGCUGCGCGCUGGGGGACGCGGGCCACGCCGGCUACCUGGGCGUCCGGGACGGCGGCUUCGUGUAGCCGGCGCGCCGGGGGCGGGGGUGGUGCGGGGGCCCUGGCCGGGGCUCUGUUGUCCGCCGCGACCCGGAACACGGAGCAAGAGAGACCCGGCUUUGCGGUGGGGACAUGGGGCGUGCUUCCUCGCGGGGGCGGGGCUCGCCUCCCUGCCAAAGGGAAAGGCGUGACUUGGAGAAGCUGUAAAUGUUGGCUCGUAGGAUUCCAGACGCCUAAGUCCACGUCGGAUGCUUUAUUUCUACAUCAUCCCCUUAUCCCAGCAUUCGCUUUCUCCGCCAGGGAGGGUUUGGGUUUAAAUCGGAGAAAAACAUGGAAACUUCUGCAGUUGAGAGCAGCCUCCUUCUGUCUCCUGCACACAAGCCGUCUCGCUGGAUUUGAGCGACCUGUGGGUACCGGUGCGCACGGGGAGACACUGUACCCUGUUUGGAAGAGAGACUGGUUUUACGUUGGGUGGGAGGUGUUAAAAUGGAGGGUGCAAUGCAACCGCUUAUAAAAAAGCAGAAAAGA